Messenger RNA from Hyaena hyaena (striped hyena), 2373 nucleotides. Its product is annotated as endoplasmic reticulum mannosyl-oligosaccharide 1,2-alpha-mannosidase-like. Gene Ontology annotation, biological process: carbohydrate metabolic process; N-glycan processing. Gene Ontology annotation, cellular component: endoplasmic reticulum; membrane. Gene Ontology annotation, molecular function: mannosyl-oligosaccharide 1,2-alpha-mannosidase activity; calcium ion binding. The record is from RefSeq and is a predicted model, not a curated record. Lineage: Eukaryota; Metazoa; Chordata; Mammalia; Carnivora; Hyaenidae. The transcript has 11 exons. Bases 1 to 1659 code for a protein of 552 amino acids.
AUGGGUUCGAGUAAGCCUCAGAGGCAUUUCCGGCGGGGACCACCCCACCUGCAGAUCAGAGCCCCCGAUAAAGACCCGAAGGAGCAGAGGCAGGAUGACGCCGGGCGGAGGGACGAGGUGGUGGGCGACGCUCGUCAGGAAGAAAGCACGCAGAGAACGGUGGUCAGCUGGAGGGGCGCGGUGAUCGAGCCCGAGCAGGGCACCGAACUUCCUUCGAGAAAGGCACAGGGCCCCCCCACCAAGCCUCCCUCGCCGGCCCCCGGGAGUCAGAACCAACCAGCCUCCCCGAACGAGCGUCAGAGGGCCGUGAUAGACGCCUUCCGCCACGCGUGGACCGGAUACCGCAAGUUCGCCUGGGGCCACGACGAGCUGAAACCCGUGUCCAGGUCCUUCAGCGAGUGGUUUGGCCUGGGACUUACGCUGAUCGACGCCCUGGACACCAUGUGGAUUCUGGGCCUGAAGAAAGAGUUUGAAGAGGCCCGGAAAUGGGUGUCUAAGAAGCUGCGGUUUCAGAAAGACGUGGACGUGAACCUGUUUGAGAGCACGAUCCGCAUCCUGGGCGGCCUCCUGAGCGCCUACCACCUGUCCGGGGACGACCUCUUCCUGAGAAAGGCCGAAGACUUUGGGAACCGGCUGCUGCCUGCGUUCCAGACGCCCUCCAAGAUCCCGUACUCGGACGUGAACAUCGGCACCGGGGCCGCCCACCCGCCCCGCUGGACCUCGGACAGCACGGUGGCCGAGGUCACGAGCAUUCAGCUGGAGUUCCGAGAGCUCUCCCGCCUCACGGGAAACAAGAAGUUCCAGGAGGCGGCGGAGGAGGUGACUCGGCGUGUGCACUCCCUGCCGGGGAAGAAGGACGGGCUGGUGCCCAUGUUCAUCAGCACCCACAGCGGCCUCUUCACUCACCUGGGCGUGUUCACGCUGGGCGCCCGGGCCGACAGCUACUACGAGUACCUGCUGAAGCAGUGGAUCCAGGGCGGCAAGAAGGAGACGCAGUUACUGGAGGACUAUGUCGAGGCCGUCGAGGGGAUCAAGAGGCACCUGCUGCGCAAAUCUGAGCCCCGGAAGCUCACCUUCGUGGGAGAGCUGGCCCACGGCCGCUUCAGCGCCAAGAUGGACCACCUGGUGUGCUUCCUGCCAGGGACGCUGGCUCUGGGCGCCCACCACGGCCUGCCCGCCGGCCACAUGGAGCUGGCGCGCGCGCUCAUGGACACCUGCUACCAGAUGAACCGCCAGAUGGAGACGGGGCUGAGCCCCGAGAUCGUGCACUUCAACCUGUACCCCCAGGGCGACCGCAAGGACGUGCAGGUCAAGCCGGCCGACAGGCACAACCUCCUGCGGCCGGAGACGGUGGAGAGCCUGUUCUACCUGCACCGCCUCACGGGCGAGCGCAAGUACCAGGACUGGGGCUGGGAGAUCCUGCAGAGCUUCAACAAGUACACGCGGGUGCCCUCGGGCGGCUAUUCUUCCAUCAGCAACGUCCAGGACCCUCGCAGUCCCCAGCCCCGGGACAAGAUGGAGAGCUUCUUUCUGGGGGAGACGCUCAAGUACCUGUAUCUGCUCUUCUCCGACGACCCAGACCUGCUCAGCCUGGACACCUACGUCUUCAACACCGAGGCUCACCCCUUGCCCAUCUGGGCCCCGCCUAGGGUGGGGUGACAGGGCUCUUGCUCGCGACUCACAUAUCUCAUGUUUGUUGGGUAUCUGUUCUCGGAACCCUGGCCUUGGGUAGGCCCACUGUCUUGACCUUGCACCGCAGUGUCCACUCGGCCAACUGUGUGCUCCAGGUCCGGCCGAUGAUACACCGCAGGGGGUACCUGAACCUGAGGUCUCAGGGCCUCAGAGGUGGUCAGUGCAGCCGGCCGUCAGGGGCUUUGCCCCUGACCUGGCGCUUCCGGCGUGUGGUUCUCACGACGACGGGAUGUUGUAAGGUCAGCGUGACAGCGCUGUGAAUCGCCAAGGUCCUAUCCGCUGGGGGACAUUCCUGCUUGAGUCACGACUUACAUUCCUGACCCCCAAUCGUCUUUCACGUGGCCCCAGUCUCUGCUUGUCUCCUGGGGCCGCUCUGGGUCCCCAGGACCCACCUGUGUUCAGAGAGCAGCUAAAGGGACAGCCUGUCAUGCGGUUCAGCCCGGGGUCUCGGCCUGUGAGUGCCCUGACUCAGGACUCGGGGGGGCCGGAGCGGGGCGCCUGUGACCUCCUGCGAUUCUGGGCACUGGACGGCUGUGGUGUUUACACGUUGGACUCAGGGAUCCUCCGCCGGCCCUGCAGGGGCGGGGAGGGGCGGGGAGGGCUGCUGGGCAGGUUCAUCCUGCUCCUGGACCACCCGACAGAUCGGACUUUCCAGGCAACAUAAAAGUGGCUUUGCCCUGA